Oenanthe melanoleuca is the source of this 2252-nucleotide messenger RNA. RefSeq names its product N-myc and STAT interactor (gene NMI). Gene Ontology annotation, cellular component: cytoplasm. The record is from RefSeq and is a predicted model, not a curated record. Lineage: Eukaryota; Metazoa; Chordata; Aves; Passeriformes; Muscicapidae. The coding region runs from base 433 to 1611 and encodes 392 amino acids. The transcript is spliced from 11 exons.
CGCUCCCCUCCUCUUGCCGAGAUUUCCCCGUUUUCUCCCCAUUUGUAGCCCCUGAGCCUCAGCAGGGCUCGGCUCGUCCUCCCUCACACCACACGGACACGGCGAGCUGGACGCGGCUCCCCCGCGGGUCCCGCCGCGGCCGCCCGGCUGUGUGAGGGGCUGGCCGGGCUGCGGCCCCUCCCUCCUCCCGGUCCUGGAAGCGAAAGCGAAAGGCGGCCCCGGGAGGGCUCGGGAGGCGCCUGAGGAGCCCCGGGAGCUGCUGCACCCCCGGGUUAUUCCCCCAUCCCCGGCCCGUCCCCGGCCGUGUCCGUCCGGAGUAAACUGUACAGAAGUUUCUGAAUUUUGGCUGCUCGAUCCAAACCAGGAAGCGGGAUCCGCAAACGCAGUUUCAAGCCUCUGAGCGAAUAGUGUCGGGUCCGAAUCAAGGUUUCCAUGGAUGUUACAAGCCCCCCAUUAUCUCUACAAGACAAUGGUUUUAGUAUGGUACCCACUGAUCCACUUGGGACAUCCAAGGAAGAGAUGGAAAAACUCAAGGAAGAGCUGAAGAUGUGGAAGAAAAGAAUUGAAGAGGCUGCAAAUGUAAAGGAUGUCCUUCUUGUCUCCAAAUCAAUUGCUGAUGAAGAGUGUGACAGAGCAGAGAAGCAGCUGGCAGAGCUGAAGGAGCAGGAGAAGCAGCAUGAGGACAGAAUGGGCAGCUUUGAGCAGGAUCUCCUUCUGCUAAACCACGAAAACACUGAGCUGAAAAAAGGGAUUGAAAAGCUCCAGGAAGACCUGAAAGAACACAGUUCCCAGGAUAAUCUGCUAAUGGAGAUUCAAAAGAAGGUGGCAGAAAUGAAAUUGAAGUUCAGUGACCUGGAAGAGAUGAAGGAUGAUGGGGCAGAUGUGGAUAUGGACACCCACUGUGUUUUUAGGGCAGCCACAAAAAUCCCCUUCAGACUCAAUCAGAACCAGGCACUGCUGACUUUUGAAGAUGAAGAAGUUGCCCAGAGGCUGACAAAGAUGAGCAAGCACUGUGUGAACCUGGACAACAGAACAGCAAAUGUGACAGUGAAACCUUUUGGACUUGACAUGGGGUUCCAGUUUGAGCUCCGUGUCACUGUCUCUGGAAAGAAGAUCAAUGUCUCAGAAAUCCCUGAGCUUCCCAUUCCUGAAGAUUGGAUGAGAGACAAACUUGAGCUGAAUUUCUACAAAACUGAGCAGGCAGCAGGAGGAGGAGAAAUUAAAAAUGUGACCUACAACAAGGGGGCUGGGACAGCUGUCAUCACAUUCCUCAAACCUGGAGCAAGCAAGAAGUUUGUGGGAUGUACUAAAUUCCCUUUUUGUGCAGAGGGAAGGUGCUUCAACCUUUCUGUCUCCCCGGAUUUUGAUGUUCAGUUGAGGAUGUUUCAGCCCUACUGCACGGUUUCCAAGAAGACAAUCCUGCUGAAAGGAAUCCCAGAGGUGGAGGAGGAUGAAGAAAGUGUGCAGGACAUGAUUGAAAUUCACUUCCAGAAGCCAAGCAACGGUGGGGGGGAGAUAGACAAAAUCAAAUACACCUCCAGAGGAGCAGCCUGGGUUUGUUUUGAGGAGGAUACUGGGAAUGCCACCCCAGAAAUCACAAGGAAAUCGUGAAGUUCUGAGGUUUUGUUCCUCAGAGGAAUUGAUGUAGAUGUUGUGCUUUAAUGUCCUGAAGUUGAUAUUGUAACAGAGGAAUUCCUGCUUUUCUGAUUUGUCUCAUGGCACUGACACAACUCCCUGCCUGUGUUGCAGGUUAAAGGCACAGACCAAGCCUUCAGCAGCCCCAGGUUUUCUGCAACUUUGCAUAUUUUAUACCUUGCAGAUUUUAAAAUACCCCAGAGGGGGUUAUUUCUUACAUCCUGGAUACAAGAGCCAUGUUUAAUCCCAAUCCAGGCCUCCUCACAGCACAGUCCAGCUUUGGUGAAGUGCCAGAGCUUCAGAAGGUGGCUCUGACACAACUCCAGUCCUGCUGGAAGUUGCUGAGUGCUACCAGAACUCCAAUACCUAAAAUAAUCCUGUAAUUAAUACAUUUAUUUUUUAAAAAAGCCAUGUAAUUUUAUCCAGUAAUUUAAUAAAAGAUUUUUUAAAUCGAAUUAGUGAUAGAAUUAAAAUAGAAAAGACGGGGGUGCAAAUGUAAGAAAUUGCACUUAAGUAAUUCCAUGGCAUUUGCUGCCUUUGGCUGUUGAGCUUCUGCCUUAUUGUUUGAUUUGAAUAUUUGUUUCUGUGAUUAAAUUUUUCCUCGUUUUUAUUUGUGA